UCGUGGUAAAUACGUCGUCAUCUCUUCUCCGUCUCUCACUCCGGCGAUUUCUCUCUGUUUGUGCGCUAACGGUCAAUUCGUCUGUGGACAACAUAAAUCGGCGGACGAAUACAAAUCAAACGGAAACACGGCACGCCACCAAAACAAAACUACUAAAACCACAGGAGGCCACAAAAGGAGGCCCAUUCGAGUCGGAAAAGCAGCCUGAACGAUUUAUAUCCCAUUGCCCGUCUAACACAGAAAAUGGAGGACGUGCUUAAUGUGUCCAGCAAGCAAGCUGCAGCUGCUCCCCCCGCGGACAAGGAUUGCCCUUAUACCAUUGAGUUGGUUACGCCAGAGGACGCCGACGCCGUGAUAGCCAUGCUCAAGAAGUUCUUCUUUAAGGACGAGCCUUUGAAUACAUUUCUGGAUCUGGGCGAGUGCAAGGAACUGGAGAAAUUCUCUCUGAAACCCAUAAAGGAUAACUGUUCAUAUAAGGCUGUCAAUAAAAAUGGCGAGAUCAUUGGUGUCUUCCUCAAUGGCCUGAUGCGCAGACCCGCACCCAGCGAUGUUCCCGAAAAGGCAGGCGACUCUUGCGAACACCCCAAAUUCAAAAAGAUACUCACAUUGUUCGACCAUUUGGACACACAAUUCAGCAUCUUCGACUUGUAUCCCAACGAGAAUUUAAUUUUGGACGGCAAAAUCCUGUCGGUCGACACCAAUUACCGUGGCCUGGGAAUAGCUGGUCGCCUAACGCAGCGUGCCUACGAAUAUAUGCAGGAGAACAAGAUCAAUGUCUACCACGUGCUCUGCUCCAGUCACUUCUCGGCUCGUGUAAUGGAGAAAUUGGGCUUCCAUGAGGUCUUCAACAUGAAAUUCUCUGACUAUAAGCCCAAUGGCCAGGUGGUUUUCAAGCCCGAUCUUCCUCACGUGGCCAUGCGCACCAUGAUCAAGGAGCUGCAAUCGCCCACAAAGCUGUAAAGUUGGCAGUCCGCUGGAGAAAAAGAGAGAAUGGAUUCUCCGGGAUCCUGUUAGGCAUUUUGUACUAUGUGAUUCUUUAGUUUGUAGUAGCUUUGUUUUGUCGGCGGUGGCGGUUCAACUAAUUUAACUUAAAUUUAAUUUAAUUCGCCAGGCGGAAUAAUUUUUAAGUGUUUUCGUGUUUAGAAUUGUCGUGCUCAAAUGGAUAUCCAAGUCCAAAUAAAUUAUUACCAAUAACAAAAA
Messenger RNA from Drosophila willistoni, 1200 nucleotides. RefSeq names its product arylalkylamine N-acetyltransferase 1 (gene speck). The coding region runs from base 244 to 960 and encodes 238 amino acids. Gene Ontology annotation, molecular function: N-acetyltransferase activity. The record is from RefSeq and is a predicted model, not a curated record. NCBI's taxonomy places the organism in Eukaryota, Metazoa, Arthropoda, Insecta, Diptera, Drosophilidae. The transcript has 4 exons.